AGGGCACUCAGCGGCGCACAGCCCCGUCCGAGGCGCGCAAAAAAAGAAAACUUUCUCGCUCAAAACACGGCAUGAGAAAGGGGACAAGUCUAAACGACGAGGGUUCGACACGAAAAGUCGAUCAUCACUGAUAAACAACAACAAUAACAAUAACAACACCAGCAAGAACGGUCCGGUUCGAGUUAAAGGAGAGAAGUCAGAAGUCUAUGCAUUCGUUGUUCAUUCUGAUUUCCAGUGCGCGAAGGCGACGGACGCGCGCUCUGCUCACCAGGGACUUUAUACGACUGUGUUUGUAAAAGUGAAAACGACAACAAAAAAAACGGAUUACAAAGUGCACCGAAAAAGCAGCUCGUUCUCCGGCGCUUGGCCAUGGCGUACCCUCAGGGCUACUUGUAUCAGCCGUCCGCCUCUUUGGCGCUCUACUCGUGUCCGGCGUACAGCACGAGCGUGAUCUCGGGCCCGCGCACCGAAGAGAUCGGCAGAUCGUCUUCAGGCUCAGCAUUCGCACCCUACGCCGGAUCCACGGCGUUUAGCAGCGCCUCAGCUGCCUACAGCUCGCAUCUGCCGUACGGAGCAGACGCCGCCGCCGCCGCCGCCACUUUUACCUCCUACGUGAGUUCCCCCUAUGAUCACACGUCAGGCAUGGCUGGCUCUAUUGGUUAUCACCCGUACGCAGCUCCACUGGGUUCAUACCCGUACGGUGACCCUGCGUACCGUAAGAACGCGACCCGGGACGCCACGGCGACUCUGAAAGCCUGGCUGAAUGAGCACCGCAAGAACCCAUAUCCUACCAAGGGCGAGAAGAUCAUGCUGGCCAUCAUCACUAAGAUGACCCUCACGCAGGUGUCCACCUGGUUUGCCAACGCCCGGAGGAGACUGAAGAAGGAGAACAAGAUGACCUGGACGCCUCGCAACAGGAGCGAGGACGAGGAAGAGGACGAGAACAUCGACCUGGAGAAAAACGACGACGACGAGCCUAACAAGCCUAUUGACAAGGGAGACUCGACAGAUACGGAGACAGAUCCAAAAAUCCUGCACGUGGGCGAGGCGCCAUGUGACAGAUUUCAAGACGACCACCACGGCAAAGACUCGGACCCUUUGCUCAGCGACUCGGACUUGAAAGAGGCGGACGAGCGCGCAGACCCGUCGAAAGCCACGACGUCCUCGCCGUCGCUCGUGCAGCGGGCACACGAGCUCGGUGUGCACGACAGGCCGCCGGAAGUGGUGCACGGCGCCUCCGCGGUCAAUCACAGCAACGCUACGUCCGUUAUCCACUCUCCUCCGUCCGCGCCAAAGCCUAAACUGUGGUCUCUGGCGGAAAUAGCCACGUCUUCGGACAGGUGCAGAGGAGGAGGAGGAGGAGGAAGCGGCGGCGGUGACGCAGGGGCCACCGUUCAGAGCGCGCUACCAGCGGCCAGCGCUGCUUCUCCGAGCCGGACCUCGACACAGUGCGCGCUCCCGAGUGGCGCCGUGCUCUCCCGGCCUCUCUAUUACACGUCGCCGUUUUACGCGGGCUACACGAACUACGGCUCUUUCAGCCACCUGCACAGCAGCCACGGCUCAGUCACGAGCUCGGCAGCGACGCACUUCAACGGAAUAAGUCCAAGCGUUUUAAACCGAGCCGAGGCUCUUGCCCGAGAAAGCAAAGCAAGGAGCCAAGUGCAGGUAGACCUUUGCAAAGACUCCCCUUAUGAACUAAAGAAAGGUAUGUCCAACAUUUAAUACCGGAAUUCGUCUCCGCGCUCAUGGACUAUUAUUUAUUGUUUGUGGUUGCAUAUAAAAGAAGACGACGAAGAAGAAAGAGAGAGAGAAAGAGAGAAAUAAUAUUAAUGAUAAAGGGAUUUCGGACAGUUAUUUUCUGAGUAAAUGCUUAUCUUCAAAUCUUAGUUUCUGAAUGGUUAAUCAAGAUGUAACAUCUAAGAAUUGUCUUAAAACGCUGCAGCCGCCUAAGUCUAUUUGUAUUAAAGACUAAUAUGUAUAUUUAAUGUAGCAUUUUUGUAUUUAAAAUGGACAAUACACUAUCUUUGAAGUAAAU
This is a messenger RNA of Clarias gariepinus (North African catfish), 2035 nucleotides long. RefSeq names its product iroquois homeobox 5a (gene irx5a). Gene Ontology annotation, biological process: neuron differentiation; cell development; regulation of transcription by RNA polymerase II. Gene Ontology annotation, molecular function: RNA polymerase II cis-regulatory region sequence-specific DNA binding; DNA-binding transcription factor activity, RNA polymerase II-specific. NCBI's taxonomy places the organism in Eukaryota, Metazoa, Chordata, Actinopteri, Siluriformes, Clariidae. The record is from RefSeq and is a predicted model, not a curated record. Bases 370 to 1722 code for a protein of 450 amino acids. The transcript is spliced from 3 exons. Gene Ontology annotation, cellular component: nucleus.